AUGAGCUCGUCCUCAAUCCGCUUGUUCAACCUCAUCGGCCGCAAGCAAACCGAGCUGACCAAUUACUUCACAAUGGGAAAUCAGAUUCGGCCACGCAGCACCUCACCAUCAGCAUCUCCCAAUGGAUCGAAUGAACCAUCCGCCAAGCGUACUCGACUUGAGACCGCGACUGCACCGAAGCCAUCGAAGCUACAUCUCGGGCACAAGCUAUAUACACCUGGUGCCUACCUGGCUCCCAUGGUGAGAAUAGGAACACUGCCCACUAGACUGCUGGCCCUGGAGUACGGCGCGGACUUGGUUUGGGGCCCGGAGAUUGUGGAUAAAGCUAUUAUCGGAUCUACCAGGGCAGUUGACGAAUCAAGUGGAACAAUUCUGUAUACAAAGAACAAUGGUGCCAGCUCGAUUUGGCAAACCCAUCCUAUAGAAAAGUCUCGUCUAAUUUACCAGAUUGGAAGUGCUAACAAAGACCUCGCUCUUCAAGCAGCACAAACCGUCGCUGAUGACGUCAGUGGAAUUGAUCUCAAUUGCGGUUGUCCCAAGGAUUUCUCUCUCAAGGGUGGAAUGGGUGCCGCUUUGCUGAAAGAACCAGAUAAACUGUGCGGUAUCUUGACGCACUUGGUUCAAAAUUUACCCACCCAUCCGAUUUCGGUCAAGAUUAGAUUGCUACCAAGCCAAGAAGAUACACUGUCCCUGGUCAAGAAGAUAUGCGAGACAGGCGUGUCGUGCUUGACUGUCCACUGUCGUACACAACCGAUGAGAUCCACCGAGCCUGCCCUUUUACAUCGACUCCGGGAAAUCGUUGACUUUGUCAAUGGGAUCCGCACAAGUGAAAACCCACUACCAGUGGUUGCGAAUGGCGACUGUUUCAGUGUUCAAGACCUCCCAAAGUUUAAAGAGUUGACUGGGGUCACACGAGUCAUGAUUGCUCGUGGAGCCGAAAGUAACGUAUCUUGUUUCAGGAUGGAUGGGCUCCUCAACCCGAUCGAGGAGAUCAUGCCUCGGUACAUUCAAGCAGGUAUAGUCACCGGACAAGCCUAUCCUAACGCCAAAUAUUGUCUGUCUACAAUGGAUGUCAAGUCGCACACCAAUGACACCAAGAGCGGUGCAAAUAAGAACAAAUUUACUCGCAAGGAACUCAAGACCAAGAUACAGCAAUGCAAGGAUUGGUCUCAGAUGGCGGAGCUCUUCAAGAUCGAUGUUGAGGCUACACGUCAGAAGCAAUUGAAGCAGCUCUUUCCAAACAUCCUUCCUUUUCCAAGCGUUGUUGAUUGA
Molecule: messenger RNA, 1272 nt
Organism: Puccinia triticina
Lineage: Eukaryota; Fungi; Basidiomycota; Pucciniomycetes; Pucciniales; Pucciniaceae
Exons: 7
Coding region: 1-1272 (423 amino acids)
Biological process (GO): tRNA dihydrouridine synthesis
Cellular component (GO): cytoplasm
Molecular function (GO): flavin adenine dinucleotide binding; tRNA dihydrouridine synthase activity
Source: RefSeq, a predicted model, not a curated record